This is a messenger RNA of Amoebophrya sp. A25, 423 nucleotides long. The record is from the annotation of a GenBank genome assembly. Lineage: Eukaryota; Dinophyceae; Syndiniales; Amoebophryaceae.
CAACAAGAAUGGUCGUCGUGGGAUGACGACUACAUUCGCCACAGGUGGUUCUGAUAGUGAGCAAAAGAAUUCCUCUUCAACGUACACAAAGCAGAGUACCAAGUGGGCUUGGCGACAGAGUCAGACGCUGAGAAAAACAACUGCCUACCAGAUCGUCGAUGAAAGCAACAGUUUAAUCUAUGACACGGAAACGAAAAUCGGCGUCAUUCCCGAAGUCGAGUACUGUGAUGGCUACAGUCGCGUUACCCACUUAGAAGAGUCAGAUUUCUCCAGCGACGACGCACCAACUGGUAAAAACAGCUACAAGAACAGUCAACACAGUCAGCAUAACAGUGUGGUUUGUUCUUCCAAGAACAGCUACAACAUUGAGGGUUCCACCACUUCUUCACACCUAGCUCUCUGUACUCUACCAAAAGGAGCGGC